Messenger RNA from Engraulis encrasicolus (European anchovy), 2324 nucleotides. RefSeq names its product tyrosine 3-monooxygenase/tryptophan 5-monooxygenase activation protein, beta polypeptide like (gene ywhabl). NCBI's taxonomy places the organism in Eukaryota, Metazoa, Chordata, Actinopteri, Clupeiformes, Engraulidae. The transcript is spliced from 6 exons. The record is from RefSeq and is a predicted model, not a curated record. Bases 142 to 879 code for a protein of 245 amino acids. Gene Ontology annotation, cellular component: cytoplasm. Gene Ontology annotation, biological process: intracellular protein localization; signal transduction.
CAGGGCUUGUGUGAUUGGAGGGAAACCCCGUGGAUUAGCCUGAGCGCUUGUGUGGGGAUCAGCUGUGGAACGUAGUUAGCCAGGCGGACCAGGAACGCUAGUAUUCCCUACACUCAGCCGUGACACACGACAGCUUAAGCCAUGGACAAGAGCGACCUGGUGGCCAAGGCCAAGCUGGCGGAGCAGGCCGAGCGCUAUGACGACAUGGCGGCGGCCAUGAAGGCGGUGACGGAGGAGGGUGGCGAGCUCUCCAACGAGGAGCGCAACCUGCUUUCGGUGGCCUACAAGAACGUGGUGGGCGCCCGGCGCUCCAGCUGGCGCGUGGUCUCCAGCAUCGAGGGCAAGUCCGAGGGCAGCGACAAGAAGCAGGCCAUGGCCAAGGAGUACCGCGAGAAGAUCGAGAAGGAGCUCAAGGACAUCUGUAACGACGUGCUGGAGCUGCUGGACAAGUUCCUGAUCGCCAACGCAACUCUGCCCGAGAGCAAAGUCUUCUACCUGAAGAUGAAGGGAGACUACUACCGUUACCUGGCAGAGGUGGCCGUGGGGGAGGAGAAGGCCUCCAUCAUCGGCAACUCCCAGGAGGCCUACAAGCAGGCGUUUGACAUCAGCAAGGCGGAGAUGCAGCCAACGCACCCCAUCCGCCUGGGCCUGGCCCUCAACUUCUCCGUCUUCUACUACGAGAUCCUCAACUCGCCCGAACAGGCCUGCAAGCUGGCCAAGACGGCUUUCGAUGAGGCCAUUGCGCAGCUGGACUCACUGAAUGAGGACUCGUACAAAGACAGCACACUGAUCAUGCAGCUGCUGCGGGACAAUCUGACACUGUGGACCUCAGACAACCAGGGAGAUGGGGAGGACGCUGAGGAGGGCAGAGAAAACUGAGUCCCGGAGCCUGCCUCACUACGGACCAACCACCUACCCCCAUACCCACCCCAACCCCAUACCCCAUACCCAGCUCCAACCCCUCCUCCCUCCACCUCCACCUCCACCCCUCCUCCCCAGUCAUUGUCCUGGCGGACCACCAACACUGAGACCACCUCAUCAUCAUCCAGCUUCAGUCUCUCUCUCUUUGUUUGUCUCUUCAUCCGUUUGUUCUUUACCUCUGUGCUACUCACACCUUUUUGCAGUCAUUGUGGGGUUCCUGUUUUUCCUAGAGGAUCUGUGUGUCUGUGUGGGGGGUUGCAGGGGUCUAGGAGUGGGGUGGGGUGGGGUGGAGUGGAGGGCUGGGUGGGGAGGUGAGGAUGGGCUUAUUUUGGUCUUUAGCCUGUCUGAGUAUGUGUCUGCGUUGCGUGCGCUCCAGCCUUGGGAUGACAGUGUGUGGGCUAAAACGGAAGACAUUUUAAAAUCUCCAAAUGUGUUUUGAGGGGGGUUAAGGUUCGUUACAGGUGCUUUGCCAGUCCCCCUGUCCAUUCCAUUUGUGCCAUCCUCAUCUUUUUUGCCCAAGACAUCCAGCCGCCUACUCGGGAGUUGUCUUUCUUCCCUUCCUUCCUUCCCUCCUUCCCUCCCUUGCUUCCUUCUUUCUUUUUCCAUCUCUCUUUUCUCCUUCACUCUUCACUUCACUUCUUCUCUGGGGCCACUGCGUUUUUCAACAAAGACCCGCCACUCUCUGGGCCAGGCAGGGGAGACGUCCUGCAGCGCUUUAGUGGCUUGGCAUGGCACUGUGCAGUCAGAGGUCAAACUUGAUUGAUUGCUCCACCACCACCACCACCACCACAAGCACCACCACCCUCCUCCUCUGCCCCUUACCCACUUCUCCAAAAGCACAUACUGUACCACGGAAGAGCUUGGCAGAGGAGAACAAUAACAAAAAAAUCACACUAGAAAGAGAUUAAAGGUUACAUUCCAUUAACGGUCACUUGCUCAAGGUUUCUUUUUUUUUCUGUUUGUUUGUUUUUUGUUUGUUUUGUAUUGGCCAUCUUGGGUGGCUCGGUAAUAAUAAUAUUAAAAAUAAAGAAUGAACAUUUUUUGUUUUUCCUUUCUUUAUAUAUUGCUCAAUCAUGUAUGACCUAAAGACAGAGAGCCUAAUCUAGCUUUGGCAGAACUGUUCACAAUGCUGUAUGCUGUUGGAGCAGCAAGAAGCCCCUAUGUGCUCAAUCCUCUUACUGCUUUCCCAUCUCGAUUAUGGUUUGUCGUUUUACCAUUUUAUUUUAUAAACUGCCUUUUAUUUACUUCUUUGAGGGUUUUGUUUUUGUUUGUUUUUUUGUUUUUUGUUUUUUUGGUAUUUGGAAAUUUGCUGAUAGAAGUCUGAGAUAGAAGAAGAGGGCGUUUUGCUGUCGGGCUUUGUUUCAUGUCAUGCAAGUGGAAUUAAAAAAAAUAAUAAUUUAAAA